AUGGCUCCGUUCCUUGAAGAAAAGGCCAGUGUUGACACACCGGAGCAACUUCUUGAACAUCUGCAGGACAGCAAGACUCUUCCAUUAUGGACUCAAAUGACUCGACUUAACCCACCCUUGCCCAAUCCGACAGCGGUACCUUACGUCUGGGAGUACGAUAGCAUUCGUCCCAACUUGCUGCGAGCCGGGAACCUCAUUUCUGAGAAGCAGGCCGAGAGACGGGUGUUGAUGCUGAUCAAUCCCACUAGAGAUGCCCCCUACACAACCGAUACCCUCUACGCAGGCCUGCAGCUUGUUAUGCCCAAUGAAACUGCCCCUGCUCAUAGGCACACUGCAUUUGCUAUGCGCUACAUUAUCGAGGGCAACGGGGGCUUCACUGCCGUGCACGGCAAGAGAAUUCAGAUGCAGAAGGGAGAUGUGAUCCUCACCCCAACCUGGAACUGGCACGAUCAUGGGAAGGAUGGCUCCGGACCCAUGAUCUGGUUAGAUGGGCUGGAUUUGCCCAACUUUCGCCAUUUUCCCGUCCAUUUUGUCGAGCACUUUGAGCAACCUAGAUAUCCUGCCGACAAUGUUGAUACCAGUGCUUCGCCAAUCGUGUUCCCUUGGGUUCGCAUGAAGGCCCAGCUCGAUCAGGACGAGGGCAGUUGGACUACAAAGCGAUAUCUGAAGGAGGACGGAAGUGAAGUGAGCCGUAUUAUUGGUGGCUGCGCAGAGAGGCUUGGUGCUUCAACCCCGUCUCCCGCCCGUCGCGAGACGACUUCCGCUGUCUACCAUGUUAUCGCAGGAAGUGGGACUUCCCAGGUUGGAGACGAGACCCUCACAUGGAAGACUGGCGACACAUUCUGCAUUCCUUCAUGGUACAAGUACCAGCACUUUGCCAAUGAGGGGGAAACGGUGUACUUCUACCGUUUUGACGAUAAGCCGAUGAUUACAGCUCUUGGCUUUUAUCGGACAGAACAGAUGGAUGUGGAGAGCCUCGUUUCUGAUUAA
Messenger RNA from Penicillium pulvis, 990 nucleotides. Its product is annotated as cupin domain-containing protein. Bases 1 to 990 code for a protein of 329 amino acids. Lineage: Eukaryota; Fungi; Ascomycota; Eurotiomycetes; Eurotiales; Aspergillaceae. The transcript is spliced from 3 exons. Gene Ontology annotation, molecular function: dioxygenase activity. The record is from RefSeq and is a predicted model, not a curated record.